Nezara viridula (southern green stink bug) is the source of this 824-nucleotide messenger RNA. The record is from the annotation of a GenBank genome assembly. Lineage: Eukaryota; Metazoa; Arthropoda; Insecta; Hemiptera; Pentatomidae.
UAACCAUGUGAUACACAUGCGGUUCAUUAUUUAUAAACAUGUUUAAGUGUCACUUGAUUAUUAGAUCUGUCGUAUUGCCAUACUUUUUGUAAUACUUCGUUCUAAGUAAUUAUUUUAAUUAAGUGUAUUCAGUGAAAUUAUUUAUUGCAUUGGUUUUAUUGAGCCUGCCGUUUUCUAUUUUCACAUAGUAGUUUUUUGAAGUUUGAAAUCUUUGAAGUUAAAAUGGAAAAUGAAAUAGAAAUGGAAAAUCCCCAAGAACUAACUGAUGAAAAAGAAGUUCCUAACCUUGGUUUGUCUGAUGUCAUGAAUAAAAUCUUAAAAACAAGUAAACCACGGAAGAAGAAAACUAUUGUUUUAGCUAAGGCAAAAAAAUUAUCUGCUAAACAAGCAAUUGAGGCUGUUAAAGAGAAAGAUUCAUUGUCAAAUAAUCAAGUAAAGCCCUGUGAUUGGAUUAUUAAAGGGAGAAUGAAGCCUAAUGUUUUGGAGAGAAAUUUUGAAAAACGUCUGUUAAAAAUUACUGUAAGUGGUGUUGUGAACUUAUUUAAUGCUGUUAAUCAGUGUAAAAUUAAAAGUGGAAACCCCGAUUCUCUAGUGAAAAAAGACAAUUUUAAAUUAAUAGAUAAAAGUAAAUUCUUAGGAAUAUUACUAAAUGGGACUGCUACCUCGAACAAAGAGGAUUCUGAACAUAAUGAUAAUGAUAUUGAAUUAGAUGUUGAAAAAAAAGAUAAUGUAACUUGGGAUGUUCUAAAAAAAGACUUUGGUAGUGAUACAAAGUGGAGGAAUUGGGACACAACUAUAUCAAAUAAAAAAUAAUUUUUAAUUAA